AUGUCCUCUAAGGUUACUGGAAAAACUUUUGACUUUGGCUUUCUUCUCAAGUAUUUAGAUAAAAGUCAACAUGGCUUAGUAGGCCAGCUUAGAAGUACGCACUCAAAGUGGAAAGAAAGAGUUAAUUCUCUUUCCGACUCUCGUAAGAUAAACUUUGAUCGACAUAAAGAAGUUGUGGACCUCACCGAAAAAAACUUUUCCAAACUAAUCUUUCCCAUACCUCAAGUUGAAGACUCUGAAAUAAUGUCCACCUACACCAAAAAUCGCAAAGCUGUGGAGGAACUGACUAAAAAUUUAGAGUCAACAUUAAAAUCUCUUCAGCAGGAAUUACAAGAUUUUCUAAAAGAAAAGCCCCUUACGGAGAUGACCUUGGAUGAAUUAAUUAAGAAGUUUCCCGAGGAAUAUAGUAAGGCGGAGGAGGAAGUUAAAGGAUAUGGAUCCAAUAGAGAAAGCUCCAUUUGAUUACCAAACUUGAAUUAUUACUAGUGUUAUGGCUUCUCUAAUAUUGCAAUACUUAUUCCUUU
Molecule: messenger RNA, 524 nt
Organism: Zophobas morio
Lineage: Eukaryota; Metazoa; Arthropoda; Insecta; Coleoptera; Tenebrionidae
Exons: 6
Coding region: 1-462 (153 amino acids)
Biological process (GO): proton motive force-driven ATP synthesis
Molecular function (GO): proton transmembrane transporter activity
Source: RefSeq, a predicted model, not a curated record